AUGCAUCUGCUCAGAGCCACAUUCUCUCUCCUGGCAGCAGCCACUGUCAUCUCCGGUGCCCCUACGCCAGUUGAGGAUGCUCCUCGCUCGCCUCCGACAAAGCUACCAGGUACCAUUCACGGCUACCCGCCCAAGGAUUGGGAAUGCAAGACCAGCCAGAAUAAGCCAACAACUGUCACUUUCAAAUCCGAUUACAUCAAAAGAAGCACCGACUUUGCGCUCGAGCUCAGAGACAAUGGUGACAACAAGGCUGGAAACAGCAAGUAUCCAGAGUUUUUUACAAGCCCCGAGAGUAUCCCAGGUCUAGAGGGCUACCAAGGUGCAAAGAAUGUUGAUCAUUUCCCACUCAACUACGACGGUCAAACCGUCUUUACAGGAGGUACUCCUACAAGUGAUGCUCGUGUGGUCUAUCAACACGAUGUCGGCUCUGAUGAGGCCACAUUUAUCGGAGUAUGGAGUCAUGCUGGAAGAAAGGAUGGAAAGUUCGAGAAGUGCACCGAAAAGUAG
Messenger RNA from Akanthomyces muscarius, 507 nucleotides. RefSeq lists its product as uncharacterized. The record is from RefSeq and is a predicted model, not a curated record. The transcript is spliced from 2 exons. Gene Ontology annotation, molecular function: RNA nuclease activity; RNA binding. The coding region runs from base 1 to 507 and encodes 168 amino acids. Lineage: Eukaryota; Fungi; Ascomycota; Sordariomycetes; Hypocreales; Cordycipitaceae.